AUGUUUGAUAAUACACCGGUUGUAAAUUAUGCGUCAGCGACAUUAAAAGACAAGAUAGCGAGUGACAUUAACAACAGUCUAACUCCAAAUAUCAUUGAAGAUAUAGAAAAAUCACCGUACUCUUAUAAUCUAGGUUAUGAGCAAUUCAUAAAAAAUUUAUAUAUUACUAUCCUACAUUCCAUGAUUUGUGACGCCGAUUUGAUAACAAACCGCAUUAAAUUCAGCAUCGUUGACAUACCAUUAAUCGAGCCAAUUAUUUUGGUUGAAGAUGAUAACAGCCAAUUGUUGCACGUUCUGUCGCGGUCUUUAAUGCGUCGAAUUUUUCAUCACAAAGGUAAUUUGAAAAUAGUCAGCAGCGACAUCUCGACCUCGAGUUCUCUGGAAGACUAUAAUGAAGAUAAGGAUAAGGAUUCACGUUUUUCGCCGACAAAAAUGUUGAAAUUAUCAGAUGAUAAAACUCAUCGUGAAUUGAGUGAAGAUUCUGUUUAUUUAUCGAGUAUCGUUCAAGAAAAAUUGAUACUGUGUUAUGUUACUGUUGAACACGCUGUUAUGCAUUACUGUCAGUAUUUAUCGACUAAUGGUAAUCCGGAUUAUGAGCACAAAUUACUGGAAGAUAUUAAAGCCAAACGCUCGAAACAUAUCUUCUUGCAUGAAUUGAUUACGACAAAAGAAAGCCGUACAAUUGCCAGAUAUAUUGGCAAAUAA
Cotesia congregata is the source of this 705-nucleotide messenger RNA. Lineage: Eukaryota; Metazoa; Arthropoda; Insecta; Hymenoptera; Braconidae. The record is from the annotation of a GenBank genome assembly.